UCGCCGCCUGUUCGUCCGCGCGGUUCCCGAGUCUCCCCCGCCCGGCCCCCCUCCGCCUUCCAGCGCGCUCUUUCUCCUCCUCCUGCCACCGCCUUCUUUCGCUGCUCGGCUUCCCAUCUUCUUGCUCAGCCAGCCAUGGACGCAUUUCCAGUCGGGGACGAGCUGGGCAGCACCCCAGAGCCCACCAUUUUGCAGCCUCCCGGGACCACUCCCGCGCCAGCUUAUCCUGCCCUCGACCCGCAGCAAGGGGAACACCUGCGCAUCGGGGAGGACGUACAAUUCAGCGAAGAGGUGGAAGACAGAGGUUUACUAGAAAGCAGUACAAGAUUAAAACCUCAUGAAGCUCAAAACUACAGAAAGAAGGCAUUGUGGGUUUCAUGGGCCUCCAUUAUUGUUACCCUGGCUUUGGCAGUGGCUGCAUUCACUGUCUCUGUAAUGAGGUACAGUGCUUCAUCAUUUGGAUUUGCGUUUGAUGCCACUUUGGAUGUGUUGUCCUCUGUGAUAGUUCUGUGGCGUUACAGCAAUGCAGCAGCAGUUCAUUCAGCGCACAGAGAAUAUAUAGCCUGUGUCAUCUUGGGUGUGAUAUUUCUUCUGUCCUCUUUAUGUAUAGUGAUCAAAGCCAUCCAUGAUCUUGCAACUAAGUUGCUUCCAGAAGUGGAUGACUUUCUAUACAGUGUUUCAAUUUUAAGUGGAAUCCUUUGUACUAUCCUAGCAGUUAUCAAAUUUAUGUUGGGGAAUGUGCUUACAAGCAGAGCAUUGUUAACAGAUGGUUUCAACUCUCUGGUAGGAGGAAUCAUGGGCUUUUCCAUCCUCCUGAGUGCAGAGGUUUUUAAGCACAAUGCUUCUGUUUGGUACCUGGAUGGAAGUAUAGGAGUUCUGAUUGGACUUACAAUAUUUGCCUAUGGUGCCAAGCUCCUUAUGGAUAUGGUCCCCCGUGUGCGGCAAACACGUCAUUAUGAAAUGUUUGAAUGAAGGCAGCUCAGCUGUGUGGACUGAAUACAUUUUGCAGGAUUUGAAAACAUCCUACAUCCUGGCAAGUGGGGCCAAUCCUGUGUGCAAGAUUGAAUUUUGUUUUACAUAUAUUAUUUUUGCAUCAUCAUUCAAGGGGAAAUCAAUCUGUACAAAUAGGCAAACAUGUGCACUGCUUAAAUCUCUGCCAUAGCAUUUGGCAUAUGCUCCCAAAAUCCAGCAAGCUGCAAUAGAAAUGAAUGAGACUUCUAAUCCUUUUUGCUACAUUUUUAAGUGAUCAGCCCUCUCAAGACACUUAAGAGCUGCCCAUUUAAAGGGGCCAAAUUAAGAAGAGUAGCAGCAGUAGUGUCUGUGGCUGUUGAGAGGCAGACAGAUAUAUUGGGGUUUGAGUUUCUCCAGGAAAGAGCAUUCUGUCAAAAAGAUGGCUUUUAGUUCUGAUAUUCCUAAAAUUCACAAUGGGUGAUGGGCAGUAUGUCAUUAGUGUCUCACACAAUUGCACAAAAUUCAAGGGUAUUUUACACAUGGUUACCAACAGAUCAGACUUGCUAUUUUUAUUCAGUAUUUUUCUUCCUACAAGAUACCACAGUUUCAAUAAAAGGUGCCACCCAUCCACCCAGCUGCUCAGUCUCCCAAAUUUUAGGACCAUGGUUUAAUUUCAUAGUUUUAUAAAAUUCUUUGAAAUAUGUCUCUCCCCUUCUCCCCCUCCCUCCCCUUCUAUAUCAAGGAACACAUAUUAAGCUGCACAGUCAAAAUAAGCACAAAGUGUUAAUGUACAGUUAAAAGCCAAAAGAAGAUUGAGGUUCAAUAUGUCAGUUUGUGUUAUGCACUUAUGUAGCAGUAUGUCUGGCUAAAAUACACGGGUGUCCUGUUGUCUAGUAAAAGUGGAAGUGAUGGUUCCAUUCUGACAGUAAAGUAGACUCUAACUGUGAAGAGUUAGGCUUUUCUAUAGGUAUUCGUGUGCUCACUCAUUUUAUGUAAUUUAGCAUCUGGAUUACAGAAUCCAACUCCCAUUGUGUAUAAUAGACAAAAUGUUGUUUUAUAAAGUACCUAUAACUAACUUUAAAAAAGCUGUGUAUAUAGUACAUUAAACAAAGUCUUCCUGUACAGAAGCACCUUCCAUAGACAGGUCACUUCUGUCAUUUUCGUAGGUGGAAUGUUUUAGCCUUUUAGCACAAAUUUAACAUAUGGUUAAGUAAAUUAAGUUUUGAGGUUUACUGCUUAAUCCACAUGUUUGUAGCUCCACUAUUUUGAAAAUGAUGCAUUUGUAAAGAGGACGAAGUAAUUUUAUAUCUGGCAAAAAAAUGAAAAGUUUAUUGGAAGUAUGUAUAUUGGUGUGGAAUAACGAUUUGCAGAUGGGCAUCAAAUUUGCAACUGACAUCUUUAAUAACACCCUCUACUGUCAUUUAUUGGUUUCUUGCUUAUAUAUGCCAUAUUUCAGUGGAUGUAUCUGUGUGGAACUCAAAAUAGAAGACUGAUGGAAGGUUAUUUCAUUUCAUUUCAUUUCACUUCAAAAUCAGAUGCAAUGCAAUCUCCCUUAAUUACUUGUUUGAAGGUGUUUCCAUAUGAAUGCUAACCUCUACAGUAUACUUCAUCACCUCAGACAAAAAGCUAGCCUUGUGGUACUGUUUUUUAUUCCAUGCAGCCUUCUGAAAUAAAUGCAUUGAACAUG
Messenger RNA from Candoia aspera, 2638 nucleotides. RefSeq names its product transmembrane protein 163 (gene TMEM163). Gene Ontology annotation, cellular component: synaptic vesicle membrane. Gene Ontology annotation, molecular function: zinc ion binding. Lineage: Eukaryota; Metazoa; Chordata; Lepidosauria; Squamata; Candoiidae. The record is from RefSeq and is a predicted model, not a curated record. The coding region runs from base 136 to 972 and encodes 278 amino acids. The transcript has 8 exons.